Ceratitis capitata (Mediterranean fruit fly) is the source of this 927-nucleotide messenger RNA. RefSeq lists its product as uncharacterized. The transcript has 2 exons. NCBI's taxonomy places the organism in Eukaryota, Metazoa, Arthropoda, Insecta, Diptera, Tephritidae. The record is from RefSeq and is a predicted model, not a curated record. The coding region runs from base 80 to 394 and encodes 104 amino acids.
CGCCUCGCAUUUUCGCAACAAUAUGUAUGUAUGUCAAUAAUUUUUUUCUUAAGGAAAGUCAAGUAACGUCUUUUCAGAAAUGGAGUUCACCAAGUUUUCGAAGCAAAAUUUUAAACGCCAAAAGCGCAUCACUAAUUUUUCUGCGGAGCAAAAGCACAAAUUAGUAGCUGAGGUGAAGGCAUGGCCCAGAAUUUGGGACUUGGCAGAUAGCUUUCAUAGUGAUUGCGGUAGGAUACCCUGCAUGAACGAGCUGAUGGGUUCACAAAUACAAUCACACGAUUUCGGUCAGCACCGACUCAUAAGUUCGAGUUUACACGGGGACACUUUUUGUCGCCGAAACACCGUGUCGCUGUGCUCGUUGGACACGCUUUGCGCUUCUAUUCGUCUCAGAUGAUUUUGCCACUUUUGAACUCGUUGUAGCUGUCUUAAAUUUUAAAUUAAUGUAUGCCUUAAAUUUGGAAUUUGAAAUUUGUGUUUUUACUACAAUAUUUAUGUAUGUGCGUGGAAACAUGUAUGCCUGUGCGUAUAUGAAUCUAAUUAUCACAGAAAUGGUUCAGAUAAUGGAGUUUGCAGCUAAAGUUGAACUAAUGCAAGAAAUAUUAGAGAGUAUUGCACCUGCCUCUAGCUAGGGCCAACUUUAAGCAGUCUUCUAUUAUUUUUUCCGAAGUUCUUACUACGAUUCUGCCAUUUCGACUUUUAUUCUGAGUUGCUUUUAUAAAAUUCUAUAAUGCAUCAAAAUGAUAGUUAUAUAAUAACUAUCAAUUCAAAAUUUGUUAAAUAUUAAAUGUUGUAUAAGUUUUGUAUUUUCAUUCAAUAUUAAUGCGAUUGGACUACCUGUAGUGAUUGCUUGUAUGUAAUAACAUAGGACAUUGUUAAAUACUUCUGUAUAUCCGGUUUUGCUGAUUUUUUAUUUGUUGCAAAGUUAUU